GUAAGUGUAAACAAGCUCCAUGAAACCAUUUCACCUGCCAUAUUGUAGCUAGUAUAACCUUAUCCUUCACUUAGACUGUCAAAAAUGACACGGUUCCGGCCCUGCAUCGACCUCCACGCCGGCCAAGUAAAGCAAAUAGUGGGCGGGACUCUGGACAGCAAAACGGCCUCAUUACAGACAAACUAUGUCUCCCCACAUCCUCCAGCAUAUUUCGCCCGUCUGUACAGGGAUAACUCCCUCACCGGCGCCCAUGUCAUCAUGCUCGGUCCCGGCAACCGGGACGCGGCCAUGGAGGCGCUAGCCGCUUGGCCAGGGGGGUUGCAGGUCGGCGGUGGGAUCAACGACAGCAAUGCGAAAGAAUGGAUUGACGCCGGCGCCGAAAAGGUCAUCAUCACCUCCUUUCUCUUCCCCUCAGGAACUUUCUCCCAGUCCCGUCUGGACGCCGUGCUCGCAGCGCUCGGCGGGGACAAGAGCAAGCUUGUGAUUGACCUCAGCUGCCGGAGGAUCAGCGACGACGCUGGCCAGGACAAGUGGUUCGUGGCCAUGGACAAAUGGCAGACCAUAACCGAUAUGGAAGUCUGUCAAGAAUCAAUCAAACGCUUAGAGCCCUAUUGCUCCGAGUUCCUCAUCCACGCCGCCGACAACGAGGGCCUACAGCGGGGUAUUGACGAGGUGCUCGUGCAGCGGCUGGCCCAGUGGUGCAGCAUCCCCGUCACGUACGCCGGCGGCGGGCGGAACCUGGAUGACCUCGAAACGGUAAAGCGCUUGAGCGGCGGCAAGGUGGAUUUGACGAUUGGAAGCGCCCUCGACUGUUUCGGCGGGAGUGGUGUUAGGCUAGCAGAUUGUGUUGAGUGGAACCGGCACCAGGAGAGCAGUUAAAAUAGAAAACA
Canariomyces notabilis is the source of this 890-nucleotide messenger RNA. Its product is annotated as Phosphoribosylformimino-5-aminoimidazole carboxamide ribotide isomerase. Gene Ontology annotation, cellular component: cytoplasm. The record is from RefSeq and is a predicted model, not a curated record. Bases 85 to 879 code for a protein of 264 amino acids. Gene Ontology annotation, biological process: L-tryptophan biosynthetic process; L-histidine biosynthetic process. The transcript is spliced from 2 exons. Lineage: Eukaryota; Fungi; Ascomycota; Sordariomycetes; Sordariales; Chaetomiaceae. Gene Ontology annotation, molecular function: 1-(5-phosphoribosyl)-5-[(5-phosphoribosylamino)methylideneamino]imidazole-4-carboxamide isomerase activity.